Molecule: messenger RNA, 2133 nt
Organism: Ylistrum balloti
Lineage: Eukaryota; Metazoa; Mollusca; Bivalvia; Pectinida; Pectinidae
Product: protein PML-like
Exons: 2
Coding region: 1-2133 (710 amino acids)
Biological process (GO): positive regulation of DNA-templated transcription
Cellular component (GO): nucleoplasm; chromatin
Molecular function (GO): ubiquitin-protein transferase activity; zinc ion binding
Source: RefSeq, a predicted model, not a curated record
AUGGAUAAUCUAUCUACAGUGAUAAAGGAGACGUUAUUGACAUGUUCCAUAUGUCUUGUAUUGUUUACAAAGCCGAAGAUUCUGCCAUGCCUUCAUACGUUUUGUUUGGAAUGUAUAACACAACACUUCAACAAAAGCAAAAAUGGCGUCAACGCAAGAUGUCCGACAUGCAGAGAUAUCUUUACACUUCCUGAUGAGAAUGCAGAAAAUCUCAAAUCCAACUUUUAUAUUAACAGUUUGACAGAAGUUGUUAGGACAAAAACCACUGCUGUAAAAAAGUGUUCGUUUUGUCUUCUGAAAAAUGUAAAUGAGAAAGCAUAUUGGAUGUGUAUUGAAUGUAGCGAUUUUCUGUGUAAUAAAUGUAAAGACAAUCAUUUGGGAACCCGUAUCACUUUUACUCAUCAUAUCAUUUCGGUUGUAGAGUUAGUGUCAGGAACAUACGACAAAGAACUACGAAACACAUACAGAUUGCAAUGUGAGAAGCAUAAAGAUGAAAUUCUAAAAUUUUACUGUGAAACAUGUUCAUCUACAGUUUGUCGUGACUGUAUUUUAUUGGAGCACAAAAAGCAUGUAUGCCUUACUACUGGGGCCGCUAUUACGACAAAGAGAGAAGAAAUAGAAGUACUUCUUAGAGCAACAGAAAAGCAAAUUGAGUCGCUCGUUGCAAAACGGGUGUAUUUUGUUGAUGCACUGUCAACAGUAGAGCAAGAUGAAGUCUCAAACAUAUCUUCACUGAAGGAUUAUGGAUUAUCACUAAAGGAAACAGUUGAUAAAACAAUACAAAAGGCUAAAGCCGAAAUCCGAAAGGUUUCUGAAGAAUCCAAAAAAACGUUAUCCACACGAAAAAAUGAGAUUGGAAAACAAAUUGAUAUCUUAGAGAGGCCAUUUCAGUUUUGUAAGGAACUCUUAGCAGAGGGGCGCGACGAGGAAAUACUGUAUUUUCAAGAUACAUUGAAAGAUGGACUUUCAAAAUAUCAACAGCAGGAAGAUAUACUGUCAGAGUUGACAUGGGACAUUGCAAGCGUUUCAAUGCCUGAAGAAGUUAACAGAUAUAUCAGAGAGGAAGUUGUAAAAUGCGUGAAAACACCAUGUACGUUACGUGAAAGUCCUGUUCACAAUUGUGAUGACAUUCAUAACAAAGGCCAAUCUGAAUCUACCAAUGUCAGUGCCAAUGCUACAACGCCACACCUACAUGGAGCUGAUGUAGACGGAUCGGCGAAUGCAGUCGCCAACUGUGAUAAACUGGUGACAACGAAAACAGAUAGCAGAGCAAAACAUAACACGACUAAACCUACAGAAGAGGUCAAGGCCAAGUUUGAUACCACGAAAGCCCCAACUUAUCACAGCCAAAUGUUCAAGCUUUCACAUAAGUUCAGUUGCAUGUCAAAAUUAAAACCAGUGCUACCAAUAGAUGUAGCUUGGCUUAAUAAUCAGGAAAUUGCCGUAUGUGAUAGCGCUAAUGGAAAUCUCCUAGUAUUUUCAAAACUCGGACUUUUAAGUUGGUCUUUUAAAGUGGACAAACCCACGAACAUUGCAGUUUGUGGUAAUAGAAUUGCAAUAUCCAACAGAAGUAAAGUUAUGAUUGUCGAAAACGACGUCCAAAAAGGAAUACUGUCAUUCCCAACAGGAGCAUUCUGUCGUAUUGCAGCAUCCUUAUCACAUUUCCUUCUUUUUAGAAACGACAUAACUACAGUGAGAAUGUAUAAUGCAUUGGGAUUGCACUACGAAAAGGAUUUUCCGUUUGUAAAUGUCGUCAUUCCUCCUGCCGUGUCUAGCAAUAAGAAAACAAUCCUGAUAUCAGACACACAGAAAUCGUCAAUUCUAAUGUUAAAUCACAAAGGAUUUAAAUUAGGAGAGAUCAAGCAUGCGACAAAAUCGAGGCUUCCUCACGCACACUGCAUGCAGGAUAAUAACGUCAUCCUGUUGGACAAGCAAUCUACUGAGGUACAUAUCCUCAAAGACGGUGAGGAAUUACUGGAAAAGUGGUCUACUGUGCCAGAAAUCAAAGAGCCGACGUGUCUAGACUAUCACCAAGAUGGGCUGCUCGUUAUAGGGGGAGCUUGUGAAACAGGAAGCGUGCAUGAAGUGUCGAUAGAGCCAGGAAGCUGCAAGAAAAAGCUUGUAUGGACAUGA